Molecule: messenger RNA, 2103 nt
Organism: Zygosaccharomyces rouxii
Lineage: Eukaryota; Fungi; Ascomycota; Saccharomycetes; Saccharomycetales; Saccharomycetaceae
Gene: VPS1
Product: dynamin-like GTPase VPS1
Exons: 1
Coding region: 1-2103 (700 amino acids)
Biological process (GO): peroxisome organization
Cellular component (GO): peroxisome; cytoplasm; membrane
Molecular function (GO): microtubule binding; GTPase activity; GTP binding
Source: RefSeq, a predicted model, not a curated record
AUGGAUGAGCAUCUUAUUUCUACGAUUAAUAAAUUGCAGGAUGCACUAGCGCCCCUAGGCGGUGGCUCUCAAUCUCCAAUUGAUUUACCACAGAUUAUGGUGGUUGGUUCACAGUCCAGUGGUAAAUCAUCAGUUUUAGAAAAUAUUGUUGGUAGAGAUUUUUUGCCCAGAGGAACAGGUAUUGUUACUAGAAGACCAUUGGUUCUGCAAUUGAUCAAUAGAAGACAGAAGAAAGACAGCAAUGUAUCGAAAGAUCUAUCUGAUCUGAAAAUCGGCAGCGAAGAUGAUUCCAAGAAGGCAGAUACUGGUGGACAAUCUGAAGAUAAUGUGGAAGAAUGGGGGGAAUUUUUACAUGUUCCAGGCAAGAAAUUCUUCAAUUUUGAUGAAAUUAGACAAGAAAUCGUUCGUGAAACUGACAAGGUAACUGGUGGUAACCUAGGUAUUUCUUCAGUGCCCAUUAACCUAAGAAUUUACUCGCCUUAUGUGCUCACAUUGACCCUUGUCGACUUACCAGGUCUUACCAAAGUGCCCGUCGGUGACCAACCACCAGAUAUUGAAAAGCGAAUCAAGGAUAUGUUGUUAAAAUAUAUUUCCAAACCAAAUGCCAUUAUCUUGUCUGUUAAUGCUGCAAACACAGAUUUAGCUAAUAGUGAUGGGUUGAAAUUGGCAAGAGAAGUUGAUCCUGAAGGUACCAGAACCAUUGGUGUUUUGACUAAGGUUGAUUUAAUGGAUCAGGGUACUGAUGUUAUUGACAUCUUAGCAGGUAGAAUUAUUCCAUUGAGAUAUGGGUACAUUCCUGUUAUUAACAGAGGUCAAAAGGAUAUUGAGAAGAAAAAAACCAUUAGAGAUGCGCUUUCUGAUGAGAAGGCAUAUUUUGAAAACCAUCCAUCCUACGGUUCUAAAGCUCAUUACUGUGGUACACCAUAUUUGGCUAAGAAGUUGAACUCUAUUCUUUUACAUCACAUUAGACAAACCUUACCCGAGAUUAAGGCAAAGAUCGAGGCUACUUUGAAAAAAUAUCAAACUGAACUGUACAAUCUAGGUCCAGAAACAAUGGAUUCUUCAAGCUCUGUGGUUUUAAGUACCAUUACAGAUUUUACCAACGAAUAUGCAGGCAUCUUAAACGGUGAAGCUAGAGAACUUUCGAGUCAAGAAUUAUCUGGUGGUGCGAGAGUUUCAUUUGUUUUCCACGAAGUCUUUAAAAAUGGUAUUGACGCUCUCGAUCCAUUUGAUCAAAUCAAAGAUUCUGACAUCAGAACUAUAAUGUACAAUAGCUCCGGUUCUGCACCUUCGUUAUUCGUUGGAACUGAGGCAUUCGAAGUUCUUGUAAAGCAACAGAUUAGAAGAUUUGAAGAACCUUCCUUGCGUUUGGUUGGUUUAGUCUUCGACGAAUUGGUCCGUAUGCUGAAACAAAUCAUUUCCCAAUCCAAAUAUUCUAGAUAUCCCUCCUUAAGAGAAGCCAUUUCCAACCAGUUCGUUGAAUUCUUAAAGGAUGCCAUCAUUCCAACGAAUAAAUUUGUCGCCGACAUUAUAAGUGCCGAACAGACUUAUAUCAACACUGCACAUCCCGAUUUAUUAAAGGGUUCACAGGCGAUGGCUAUGGUAGAGGAAAAACUUCAUCCACGUCAAGUGGCGGUAGACCCAAAGACCGGUAAACCAUUGCCCCCAAGUCAAUCAGCAGCAGCAGCAGCAACCGCUCAAAAACCUGCAUUUGAAGAAAAAUCAGGAUUUUUCGGUGGAUUCUUCUCCACUAAAAACAAGAAGAAGCUUGCCGCUCUAGAGUCACCACCACCAGUCCUAAAGGCCACUGGACAAAUGACUGAAAGAGAAACUAUGGAAACCGAAGUCAUUAAGCUAUUGAUCAGCAGUUAUUUCAAUAUUGUUAAGAGAACCAUUGCCGACAUUAUUCCAAAGGCUUUGAUGUUAAAAUUAAUUGUGAAGAGUAAGACAGAUAUCCAAAAGGUUCUUUUGGAAAAGCUUUAUGGUAACCAAGAUAUUGAGGAAUUGACGAAGGAAAACGAUAUUACUAUUCAAAGAAGAAAGGAAUGUAAGAAGAUGGUUGAAAUUCUAAGACAUGCAAGUGAUAUAGUUUCUUCUGUCUAA